AUGUCUGACAAACAGUCUGGACAAGCCUCCCAAAGGAAACCAUCCACCAACAAGAACAUCAAGAAGCUCCGCACCAUUAGCAUGGUGUGCAGCCUGACGAGCAGCUGGCAGCUAUGGGUGAGUGAGAACGAGACGAAGCAGGCCAGUGAACCAAGCGGCUGGUCCCCGUCUUCGCUGGGUGGACCAACAGAGGCACCAAGAAAAACAUGGGUCCCAAAGAACCCUCCCCAGACUCAGACUCAACCAACAGAAACACCUCAAAACCAUGACAUCAUUUCAGUAGAGGCUCAGAAGACACUUAUUCCUGAGAAAGUGACUAACGAGGCUCCAAAGACUAAGGAAUUCAAGGACUCAACUGAGCCAACUGUUGCGCCUCACAUCAAGGUAAAGCAAGUAGUGAAAACUGUGACCAGUGGGGUUCAGGAGAAAGGUGCAGGCAUCGAGCUCCUCACUGAAAAGAUCAAGACGGAGUCCCUACCCUCAGACGAGGAGAUCGACAGGCUUCUGAAGAAGAAGAACUCGCCCACACGCCGCAGAAAAUGCUCCAACAUGGUUUCAUCUCUGACCAAAAGCUGGAAGCAGGUGGAGAAAACUGGUGUUACAGAGGGCGGUGCACACCUUGGAGCAGAUAAAGCGACAGGGGGCAUAGAGGAAGCUCAAACAUACAGGACAUGCAUUUCAAAAGAAGAGACAGAAGAAGACUCUGAUGUGGCUGUUAAAAUUAAAAGACCCUCAGUUCCAGUGUUCAAAAAAGAAGCUGAUGACGCCAACAAGAUCAACGCCCUCUCCAAGAAAUACAGCGCUGUGGGAAACCUCAAGAGCCGCUGGCAGAACUGGGCCUCAGAGCACACCGACAACCAGAAACUCAACCCCUUCAGUGAAUACUUCGACUAUGAUUACUCUAUGUCACUCCGCCUCCAGAAGGGCCAGGAGGGAUACGGUCGCCCCAAAGAGGGAACCCAGACAGCCGAGAGAGCGAAGCGAGCUGAGCAGCACAUUCACCGCGAGAUAGACGACAUGUGUUACGUUAUCAGGAUGAUGGAAGAUCCAGACAGGGAUGGAAAGACCCGCGUCACGUUUGGACAGCUGUUUGACAGAUACGUGCGCAUCUCGGAUAAGGUGGUAGGGAUCCUGAUGAGAGCGAGGAAACAUGGGAAGGUGGCAUUUGAAGGAGAGAUGCUGUGGCAGGGCCAGGAUGAUGGAGUGAUCAUUACUCUGCUGGUUUGA
Notolabrus celidotus (New Zealand spotty) is the source of this 1227-nucleotide messenger RNA. RefSeq names its product actin binding Rho activating protein b (gene abrab). Gene Ontology annotation, biological process: positive regulation of Rho protein signal transduction; positive regulation of transcription by RNA polymerase II. Gene Ontology annotation, cellular component: sarcomere. The record is from RefSeq and is a predicted model, not a curated record. Lineage: Eukaryota; Metazoa; Chordata; Actinopteri; Labriformes; Labridae. Bases 1 to 1227 code for a protein of 408 amino acids. Gene Ontology annotation, molecular function: actin binding. The transcript is spliced from 2 exons.